This is a messenger RNA of Camelina sativa (false flax), 855 nucleotides long. The record is from RefSeq and is a predicted model, not a curated record. NCBI's taxonomy places the organism in Eukaryota, Viridiplantae, Streptophyta, Magnoliopsida, Brassicales, Brassicaceae.
UCUUUUGUCUGAUUGCUUUUUCUUUUCCUUCUUGGAGUAAAUUAUUCCUUAUCUAUCCAAAUUUGUCUUCUUGAAUGACUUUUUGAAGCAAAUCUCGACAAAACUAGCUCUCAAAAGGGGUUUUGGGAGUUUUCUUUCAUUUCUCAGAUUUUUCACAUUUUCUUGGAAGUAAAGUAAAUGGUGAGAGGAAAGAUCGAGAUCAAGAAGAUCGAGAACGUGACAAGCAGACAAGUCACAUUUUCAAAGCGAAGGAGUGGUCUCUUUAAGAAGGCUCAUGAGCUUUCUGUUCUAUGUGAUGCUCAAGUCGCAGCUAUGAUCUUCUCUCAGAAAGGAAGAUCAUAUGAAUUCGCAAGCUCCGAUAUCCAGAAGACAAUCAAGCGAUACGUUGAAUAUAAGAGAGAAUGCUUUGGUGCAGAAACUCACCCCAUAGAGCAAUACGUGCAGGGACUAAAGAAGGAAACGGUGACAAUGGUGAAAAAGAUUGAAGUUCUUGAAGUUCAUAACCGGAAGCUGAUGGGGCAAGGUUUGGCGUUUUGUUCGGUGAAAGAACUUCAGGAUAUAGCCACUCAGAUAGAGAAAAGCCUAUACAUUGUUAGAUCAACGAAGGCUAAGUUAUAUGAAGAUGAGCUAAAGAAACUAGAAGCCAAGGAGAGGGAACUCAAGGACGAGAGAGUCAGGCUCUGUGGAAAGGUAUGAACCAUUUGUCCAAUUUUUUUCUCUUGUCGGCACCAUUUGUCCAAUUUCUAUACCUAUAUGUGCAUAUAUAUAUAGAGUCGUAAAUACGUACAAAUGGAUAAUAGUACUCAUUGUAACUUGAACCCAUUUUCAUUCACAAAAUCAGUUUUUAACUUAUGU